CGUAGCACAGACACACACACAGCGUUCAUCUACUUCAGUCUGCUGACGCUUACACCACAUUAGGUUGUUUACCCGCUGUUGUUUUGUAUUACAACAAACAGAAUAAUAAUGGACGGAAACAUUUGCAACAUCCAGGUGCUUCUUCGGGCUGCGGAGUUUCUGGAGCGAAGAGAGCGAGAGGCAGAACAUGGAUACGCUUCACUCCUGCCUCUCAGUCCAGAUCACCCCGACAAGAGGAGUAAACAGAAGAGCAAAAAGAUAUCUGCUGGUGGCAAUAGGUCAGUUCACAACGAGCUGGAAAAAAACAGACGAGCUCAGCUGAGGCACUGCCUGGAGCAGCUCAAGAAGCAAGUCCCGCUGUCAUCUGACUCGAUGAGGAACACCACGCUCAACCUGCUGAGACGAGCCCACCUUCACAUAAAGAAGCUGCAGGAGCAGGACGAGCGUGCGGAGCACCUGAAGGGCCGCCUGCGCUGGGAGCAGAGAGAGCUGCGGGUUCGUCUGGAGCAGCUGCAGAGAGGCUCGGAGAGGAUGAGGAACGACAGUCAGGGGUCGACCAUGUCGUCCGAGAGGUCGGACUCCGACAGAGAGGAUGUGGAGGUUGACGGUGAAGGCAUCGUGUUCGACUGUCUGGACUCUGACGGACUGAGCAUUACGCACACCGGUGCGGACCACUGUUACUCCAGCAUGGACAAAGCCUGGCUAUGACGGCAGAGAAAAACCUACGGUCGCUCACGUCGUGUCACCGGGUGGACAGGAAGAAGAGGAGAAAAACAUUCCAAAAACAAGCCAGCGCAGGACGAGGGACAGUGGAGCAAGAUGCUACUGUACAACUGAACACUUUAUUAUUCAUUUUUUAAAGGAGUAACUUUUGAUAUUCUCUUUUUAAAAUAUGUCAGACUACAAGCUAAACAAUAAUGUUCUGAAUGAGCUGUGUUCAUUUGCACUGAGUAGCAGUUAAAAUCACUGGGCUGGGAUGGAUGUAUGAAUUUCCUGUCCUCAACCAUUAGCGGCAUUUACUUCCUCAGCCACAAGGUGUCUGUGACGACUCAAACCGUUCUACUAACUCAUCUUGAAGGGCUUUUUAUUCAAACCUCUUAACUUAUUCUUUACUACAGUAUGUAUGUUUAUACUGAAUUCUGCCUUAAAUAAGAUCUGGUUCGGUAUCCCAUACGGCUUUUCCUUAGCACUAAGUUCAUAUUUCAGCAAUGCCAUGUGUAGCAUGCACUUAAACCUGCGCUAUUAUUGUCCUAUUUUGUAAGUUGUUUCAGUUAUGUUUUUUUUUUUUUUUCUUAUGUUGCACAAAAACCACCACACAUUGCACUUGUUUUGUCUCAAAAAGAUUGUGGGUAUAUCAAAAUGAAAACAGUGAACAUAAAAGAACUGCUCAUGUUUGCACCUUCAUGUCUGGAAAUAAAGUUAAAUGUGAAAAAUA
Messenger RNA from Anarrhichthys ocellatus (wolf-eel), 1435 nucleotides. RefSeq names its product MAX dimerization protein 3 (gene mxd3). Gene Ontology annotation, biological process: regulation of transcription by RNA polymerase II. The coding region runs from base 109 to 708 and encodes 199 amino acids. Lineage: Eukaryota; Metazoa; Chordata; Actinopteri; Perciformes; Anarhichadidae. The transcript has 6 exons. Gene Ontology annotation, molecular function: protein dimerization activity; RNA polymerase II cis-regulatory region sequence-specific DNA binding; DNA-binding transcription factor activity, RNA polymerase II-specific. The record is from RefSeq and is a predicted model, not a curated record.